AUGAAACCACAACAGCGAAGCACCCGUGGCUGGAAAGCCUGUAGCCCAAAUCAACCACCCGCAAGAACAUCGAAGGUCACCAAACCGGAGGUCACCAAGCCCAAAGUUAACAAGAUAUCCAACCCGCACGGCCCCAGCAAGCUCAGUAUCGAGUACAUCGCCGAAGCGGAGCGGCCAGUCCAAACUAAAACACCACCAAGCUCAUCACCAAGGAGCAGUGAGCGCACCAUGUCACUUCACGACAGUGAAGCUACACUUUCGCCCGAGCCUCGCUCAGGGCAAAAUGGUCCAGAGACCUUCAGGAGUAGUCAGGACCUCGGGGUGUAUGAUGCUGCGCACGCACUCUUCAAUAUGAGGGGACCAUCUCAUCAGAGAGUGAAGAGGAUCGAGAUAGAGACUUCUCGUGGAGAAGUCGAGAUGCAGAGUCCCAGUGAGCGAGAAGCAGUUGCUGUGGAAGCUUUGGGCAGCUUGAAGUAUGCUGUGCCGACGAAUUCGGCGUGGGUGGCUGCUGCGUUCCGGCUGCUGCCCAGUCUGCCCUGCGUGAACAGGCGUUCCGUUGGCUGUGGGGCUUGA
Molecule: messenger RNA, 573 nt
Organism: Didymella exigua CBS 183.55
Lineage: Eukaryota; Fungi; Ascomycota; Dothideomycetes; Pleosporales; Didymellaceae
Exons: 2
Coding region: 1-573 (190 amino acids)
Source: RefSeq, a predicted model, not a curated record